AAUUUUUUAAAAUUAUUAUUAAAAAUACAAGAAUAUAAUUGUAUAAAAAUGGAAGAAACUGAAUUAAAAUUAAAAGAUGAAAAAAUUUUAGAUUCAAAUGAAUUAGUUAAUAAUAAUACAUUUAAUAAUAAUAAUAUAGUGCCAUCAAUGGAUUGUGAUACAAUAAUAGAAAAAAUUCCAACAAUAGAUGUAUCAGAUGAACAAUGUUCAUCAUUAAUUAAAGCAACUAUGGAUAAAACAACAAUAAUACCAAAAGAAUUAUUAAUUAAAAAUGAAACAACAAAUAAUAUAAAAAUGAUAACAGAUAAUACAAUUAAAACAACAACAACAACAACAACAACAAAUAUAAAUUCACCAUUAACUGAUGAUGAAAUGACAACAAAUACCAUAACAACAGCUACAACUACAACAACAAAUAAUACUGAUAAUACAAUGGUAUCAGUUAAAAUUAAUGAAGCAUCACCACCAUUACAAUUAACAUCAUCAAUAUCACCGAUUACUAAUGAAAUAGAAAUAACAGAAAAUAAAUCAAUAAUAUCAUCAAACCAAAUAGUAACAACCCUACCAUCAUCAACAACAACAACAACAGAAGAAAAUUUAAUAAAUCAUGAAAAUUUAAUACAAACAAAUAAUAAUAAUGAUAAAAUGAAUACAAUAGCAAUUGUAACAUCAAAAGAUGUUGAUGAUAUUGCUAGAUUAUUUGAAGAGAAACCGGAAGCAUUUGAAAAAUGGUUAACAGAACGUGCACAACCUGAUGUUGUAUCAAAAUUACAUAAAUUUAUUGAAAGUCGAAGUUUAUUAUUACCACAAAAGAGUCCAAAACGAACUUCUGUUAGCUCAGAAUUAUUUCAACAAUGGAUGGCAUCAUCACCUGUACAGAAUUUACAUCGAAAAUCAAUAGACGAAGCAAGUCUGAAGAAACUUUUACUUUAUGAAAAUGAACAGAGUAAAAAUGUAGUGUCGAAUUGUCGUCAAAAUCCAAUUUCACGUCGUAAUAUAAUUGAAAGCCGAAGGCAAUUACAAGAUUUAGAUCAAGGUGAAUUAUUUAUGGAAUUGAUACGUGAUGUUGCCAAUGAAUUGGAUAUUGAUGUAUUAUGUCAUAAGAUUUUAGUUAAUGUUGGCCUAUUAACACAUGCAGAUCGUGGUAGUUUAUUUUUAGCAAAAGGAUCACCAACAAAUCGAUAUUUAGUAGCAAAAUUAUUUGAUGUAACACAAUCUACAGCACUUAGUGAAGCAGUUAAAAAAGCACGAACCGAAGAAAUUAUAAUUCCCUUUGGUGUUGGUAUUGCUGGUACAGUUGCAGAAACCAAAGAAAUGAUUAAUAUAAAAGAAGCAUAUAAAGAUGCUAGAUUUAAUUGUGAAAUAGAUUUGAAAACUGGUUAUAAAACUCAUGCUAUAUUAUGUAUGCCAAUUUGUAAUUAUGAAGGUGAUGUUAUUGGUGUAGCACAAAUUAUUAAUAAAACUAAUGGCUCAACAGAAUUCAAUGACCAUGAUGUUGAAAUUUUCCGAAGAUAUUUAACAUUCUGUGGUAUUGGAAUACAAAAUGCUCAAUUAUUUGAAAUGUCCGUACAGGAAUAUCGUCGUAAUCAAAUUUUAUUAAAUUUAGCUCGAAGUAUUUUCGAAGAACAAAAUAAUUUAGAAUGUUUAGUUACAAAAAUAAUGACGGAAGCUAGAGAAUUAUUAAAAUGUGAAAGAUGUGCUGUGUUUUUAGUAGAUUUGGAUUGUUGUGAAGCGAGUCAUUUAGAGAAAAUUAUUGAAAAGCCUAGUAAUCAAGGAGCUCUAACGAGGAGACCAAGUAAAAAUGUUAAAGUUGAAGAAAUAAUUGAAAAUCAGAAAAAGACCAGAGCACGUUUUACUGUAUUAUUUGAAUUGGGUAGAGAAAAUCAGGCAGCAAAUGUAUCACGACCAUCUGUUGAUGAUUUAAAUAAUUCUACAUUAGCUCAAAUAGCACAAUGUGUUGCAUCAACUGGACAAACAUUAAAUAUUGCAGAUGUUAGAGAAUGGGUACGUGAACAUAAUCAAAUACAGAGUGAUUGUGAAAUUGAUAGUACAAAAGCAAUACUAUGUAUGCCAAUUGUUAAUGCAAAGAAAAUUGUUGUCGGUGUAGCACAACUAAUUAAUAAGGGCAAUGGAUUACCAUUUACUGAUUCAGAUGUUUCAAUUUUUGAAGCUUUUGCAAUAUUUUGUGGUCUUGGUAUACAUAAUACUCAAAUGUAUGAAAAUGCGUGUAAGUUAAUGGCAAAACAAAAAGUUGCAUUAGAAUGUUUAUCAUAUCAUGCAACAGCAACACCUGAACAAACAUCAAAAUUAGUUUCGGAUACAAUAAGAUCAGCUGAAGUGUAUAAUUUAUAUAGUUUUAAGUUUAUCGAUUUUGAUCUCAAUGAAGAUGAUACAUGUAGAGCUGCAAUAAGAAUGUUCCUUCAAUGCAAUUUAGUUCAACAAUUUCACAUACCUUAUGACGUAUUAUGCCGUUGGGUAUUGAGUGUACGAAAAAAUUAUCGUCCCGUAAAAUAUCAUAAUUGGCGUCAUGCAUUAAAUGUUGCUCAAACAAUGUUUGCAAUGAUGAAAACUGGAAAAAUGGAACGUUUUAUGACAGAUUUAGAAAUUUUAGGUUUAUUAGUUGCAUGUUUCUGUCAUGAUUUAGAUCAUCGUGGUACAAAUAAUGCAUUUCAAACAAAAACUGAAAGUCCUCUAGCAAUAUUAUAUACAACAUCAACAAUGGAACAUCAUCAUUUCGAUCAAUGUGUUAUGAUAUUAAAUUCCGAAGGAAAUAAUAUAUUUCAGGCACUAUCACCAGAAGAUUAUAAGAGGGUCAUGAAUGUUGUAGAAAAAGCAAUAUUAUCAACUGAUUUGGCAAUGUAUUUUAAGAAACGUAAUGCAUUCCUCGAAUUAGUAGAAAAUGGUGAAUUUGAUUGGCAAAGUCAAGAGAAAAAAGAAUUAUUAUGUGGAAUGAUGAUGACAGCAUGCGAUGUUAGCGCUAUCGCAAAACCAUGGGAAGUUCAACAUCGUGUUGCUAAAAUGGUUGCUGAUGAAUUUUUUGAUCAGGGUGAUUUAGAAAAAUUACAAUUAAAUACACAACCAGUUGCUAUGAUGGACAGAGAACGUAAGGAUGAAUUACCAAAAAUGCAAGUUGGUUUUAUUGAUUUAAUCUGUUUACCAUUAUAUCGUGUUCUUUGUGAUACAUUCCCUUGGAUGAAACCAUUAUAUGAAGGUACAUUAGAAAAUCGUAGUAAUUGGCAAGAUUUAGCUGAAAAAGUUGAAAUGGGUUUAACAUGGAUCGAUGAUGAUACAAUUGAUAGACCUGUUGAAGAGUUUUCUGCAUGCAAAGAAGAAGAGAUAAAGGAUAUUGAAUUUACAUCAGUAACAUUAAAUUGUCAACAUAGUCAAGAUGGUGAUCCACCAACACCAGAACAUCAUCGUUCUCGUUUUAGUAGUAUUAAAAAGACAACAGCACUUGGUAAGGCAGUACGAUCAAAAUUAUCAAAAUCAUUGCAUAGUACAAGUAUGCAAGAAUCAUAUACAACAACAAAUAAUAGUAAUACUGGUAUAGUUGGUGGUGCUGGUAAUAGUAGUUCAACAUCAUCUACAAUUACAGCUGGUAAUAAAAGGGUUUUAAAAACACCAGAUAAUGAAACAAAAUCAUUUGAAUGUGAUGAAAUAAUUGGUAGUGGCGGUGGCGUCGGCGGUAUUAGUGGUGGUGGAACACAACAAUCAGCAGCAACAACAACUUCAAGUGGUAAAAAUUCUUCAAGUGAACCGAAAUCAGAAAAAGUUAAAAAGAAAUCAAAAUUCUUUUCACUUUUGUGACAUAAAUCACAGGAUAAAAUUUUGAAUUAAGGAUAAUAAUAAUAAUAAUAUAAUAAAGACAAAAUAAAGACAAAAAAAAACAAAAUAUAGAAAAAAAUAAAAGAAAUGUAUACCAAGGAUUCUUUAUUUUUGUUUUUUUUUUUGUGUUUUUAUUUAUUAAGCUUUCCCUUUAGUAUUUUUUUUUAUUCAUAUUUUCAUAUUUCUUGUUUUUUUUUUGUUGUUUUUAUUUUUUUUUAUGAAAUAUUAGUAUUUUAUUUUUUAUUUUUCUUUUUUGGGUCUGGUAUAGAAUUUUAUCCCUAUUUCGGGAGAAAAUCUUUUAAAAAAUUAUAUUAUGCUUGUGAAUAUAUUUUAUUACAAAUAUGUUAAAUGUACAUACAAACAUAUUAUAUAGUAAUAUAUCUAAAAACAUA
Molecule: messenger RNA, 4217 nt
Organism: Condylostylus longicornis
Lineage: Eukaryota; Metazoa; Arthropoda; Insecta; Diptera; Dolichopodidae
Product: cGMP-specific 3',5'-cyclic phosphodiesterase
Exons: 14
Coding region: 49-3807 (1252 amino acids)
Biological process (GO): signal transduction
Molecular function (GO): 3',5'-cyclic-nucleotide phosphodiesterase activity; protein binding
Source: RefSeq, a predicted model, not a curated record